AUGGACAUACAAGUAAGAUAUUUUAUCACCAACCUGACGGGCGAGAGGGACGUUCUGCAGGAGAAGAACCUCAACUUGGAAACGUCCAACCACAACCUGAGCCUCCAGGUGAAGCUGCUGGAGGAAGACGUCCGAACUUUACACGGAGAUCGAAACAAACUGAGAAAUGAGCUGCAGGAGCUGGAGGAGAAGCAGGCGGAGCUCAGGUGCCUCGUGGAAAACAGAUGUUGCCCUAAAAACUGGAUCAGAUUUGGCUCCAGCUGUUUCCUGGUUUCACCAAACACAAAGACGUGGACGGAAAGUCGACAGGAGUGUGAAGAACUCAGAGCCACACUGGUCAUCAUCUCCAGCCCCGAGCAGCAGAGGUUCGUGAGCGGGUUGACUCGUCACACUGUGUGGAUGGGGCUGACAGACGCACACACAGAGGGGGAGUGGAGAUGGGUGAACGGAGACGCUGUGACGUCCUCGUUCUGGGGACGCGGGGAACCGAACAACGCGGGAGAUGAAGACUGUGGAGAGAUUUCUGCUCAGAACCUGUGGAACGACGCCCCGUGCAGAACCAAACAACACUUCAUCUGUCAGAAGGUUCUGCAGCUUUAAAAGUCAAGUGGAGAUUGGGUUUGGAUUCAUGGUCUUCAUCUGUUGGAUCCUGGUCCAGAACCUGAGGAAGAACCACACCUGGACCUGAGAGAAGAAGCACACAAACCAGGACUAAACCAGGAUUAAACCAGGAUUAAACCAGGACUAAACCAGACCUAAACCAGACCUAAACCAGACCUAAACCAGACCUAAACCAGACCUAAACCAGACCUAAACCAGGACUAAACCAGGUCUAAACCAGGUGUGUUUUUGUUUUUGUCCCUGGAGUUUGGAGAGAACCAGGAUGAGGAGCAGAUCUGUUUCAUUUAUAAUAUUAAUGUUAGAAUGAAACAGAAGGUAGAAAAGCGACACAUUUGUCUCAGUUCUGGUUCUUCUCUGUUGAUCUAAAAUCGUCUCUGAAUCACAAACUCAGCUUCAUUUGAUUUUUAUUAUUUUUCAAUCUUUCUAAAUGUUCUGUUUUCUUCUUUUCCUUGUUUUUUCUGAUGUUUCUGCUGCUUCACUUGGAUUUUCAUAUUAAAGAUUUGGACCAAUCACA
Boleophthalmus pectinirostris (great blue-spotted mudskipper) is the source of this 1135-nucleotide messenger RNA. Its product is annotated as C-type lectin domain family 4 member M-like. The transcript has 5 exons. Lineage: Eukaryota; Metazoa; Chordata; Actinopteri; Gobiiformes; Gobiidae. The coding region runs from base 1 to 600 and encodes 199 amino acids. The record is from RefSeq and is a predicted model, not a curated record.